AUGGCCCCUCACGCUGAUAUUGACGUCAACCAUGUGGCCCAAGUACUCGAGCCGCAUUGUGAAAAUGCGGAACUCGUCACGAUAUCUAUUGGCAAGAUAAUGGACUGCGAUAGAGUGACAGAGGAGAUUCUACUGAAUGCGUCGAAGGAUCUGGGGUUUUUCUACCUUGAUAUAUUCGAGCAUGCCCUGCAUAAUGCACCUCGUGAUAAGCCCGCCAAAUUGCCGAAGGAAUUCCAGCAAAGACGCGAAGCAUUUGAAGCUAUGAAUCACACACUGGGAGACAUGGGAAGAGUCAUUUUGGACAGCCUAUCACGAUCCCUAAAUUUGGAUGACAAACAGAACCUUGCCAAACAUCACCGCAAAGGUCACGCCUCUCCUACCGCUCUCGGACUUCUCAAAUACCUACCUCACGAACCCAAAAGCGAGGAAGUCGGCCACGUUUCCCACACUGAUAUUGGGAGUCUUUCCAUGGUGUUCUCUGACAUUGGCGGGUUACAGGUGUAUCAUCCUGGAAAGAAAACGUGGAUGUUCAUCCCGCCCAAACCAGGCCAUACUGUGUGCAAUAUCGGUGAUUCAGCCGAGUUUUUGUCCAAGAAUUUGCUGCGGUCAUCACUUCAUCGCGUUAUCCCGCACCCCGCAGAGAAGGGCAAGAGCAAGCUGACUGUGGUAUAUCUCAUGAGACCUGAGACAGAUACCGUGUUUGUUGACCGUGAAGGCAAGGAGUGGAGAAGUGUAGAUUGGCAUAACAUGAAGAACCGUCUGUUUGCUGAAGAUCUGGAGUCGCAGGCUAGCAACCUCGCUCUCACUGGCCGUCUGGGCCAUGACGAUCUUUGGGACGAGAAGGAGGUGUGA
This is a messenger RNA of Bipolaris sorokiniana ND90Pr, 852 nucleotides long. RefSeq lists its product as uncharacterized. The coding region runs from base 1 to 852 and encodes 283 amino acids. Lineage: Eukaryota; Fungi; Ascomycota; Dothideomycetes; Pleosporales; Pleosporaceae. Gene Ontology annotation, molecular function: dioxygenase activity. The record is from RefSeq and is a predicted model, not a curated record. The transcript has 2 exons.